AUAAAGUUGCUGGGAGGUAGUUCGCUCAAAACCAGCUCCUACUCGUUUGGUGUUCGCAGCUUCGGCGUUCACAUAGCCUACAAUGCGGCCACAAACGCGAAUGACAUAGCGUUCGUGGAACCCAGUGUUUCCUUUGAUAAAGUAAAGGGUAUAAUUGCCGCUGGGCGGUCACUGGCCGAGCCCCCAAUUGGAAGCAACUGUUUCACGCUUGGAUGGGGUUGGACAGACCCGGUGAAGAGAACUUUAUCGGACAAGUUGCUCUUGGCUGACUAUACCAUAGUGUCUGAAGCGUCUUGCACUACUACUAUACCAGGAUACACAAAAACUGGCACGACGCUUUGCGGAAUGCCCGUGGUGGGCAAAGGAACUGCGUGUAACGGUGACAGCGGUGGACCACUCGUUUGUAUAGUCGGUGGUAAGGGUUUGUUGCACGGAAUAGUAUCGGCGG
Messenger RNA from Anopheles bellator, 448 nucleotides. RefSeq names its product trypsin delta-like. Gene Ontology annotation, biological process: proteolysis. The transcript is spliced from 2 exons. Gene Ontology annotation, molecular function: serine-type endopeptidase activity. The record is from RefSeq and is a predicted model, not a curated record. NCBI's taxonomy places the organism in Eukaryota, Metazoa, Arthropoda, Insecta, Diptera, Culicidae. The annotation marks the transcript as partial.